This is a messenger RNA of Thermothelomyces thermophilus ATCC 42464, 1583 nucleotides long. RefSeq lists its product as uncharacterized. The transcript is spliced from 3 exons. Lineage: Eukaryota; Fungi; Ascomycota; Sordariomycetes; Sordariales; Chaetomiaceae. The record is from RefSeq and is a predicted model, not a curated record. Bases 109 to 1563 code for a protein of 484 amino acids.
UGCGAUGAGGGCAGGCCGACAUGCAAACAAUGCGAGAAGUUGAGGAGGGAGUGCGGCGGGUACCGGCAAGAGUUUGAGCUCGUCCAUCGCGACCAAACCCGGUCGACAAUGCGCCGCUUGCGCACCGCCGCCGGCCCCCGACAACACAAGCCCACGGGUCCCCGCCCGUUAGUCUUCAUCCACGAAGAACCACAGUCGGGGCGGCGGCAGCAGCAGCAGCAGCAGCAGCAACGACAGCAGCAACGACAGCAGCAGCGGCCGGGCCCCUCCCCGCAGUCGGCACUUACCAUCCCGCUCGCCCAUCGUGCCUCCUGUCACUUUGCUUCCAAUUUCAUCCUCGUGCCUGCCGGCAGGGUCGCCCAUGGCUUCAUGGAGUACCUGGGCCCGCUCAUGGAUGCCGAACCCCCAGAAAGCGCCCUUCGUUAUGCCUUCAACGCCUGCGCCUUUGCCCUGCUGGGCAACCGGGCCAGGGCCGACGGCGUCGACCUCGCCCAGCUCUCACUGAGAGAGCACACUCUGGCUUUGGCUCAGACGCACAAGGCCCUCGGUCACCCGGCUCUGGCCAGUACCGAUUCGACACUAGCGGCAAUUUUGUUGUUGUCCUUGUAUGAGAGCAUAACAGCCUAUAAGGAGAGCAGGGCGCUAGCCUGGCGCUCCCAUAUUGACGGCGCUGUCCACAUCGUCAAGACACGUGGCCGGGCAGAGAUGUGCCGGACCCGGAUUGGGAAUCUUCUGUUCACGGCCGUGCGGCAACACCUGGCCUCCCGCGUUGUGUCAUCUGGGUUGCCGCUACCCCUUGGCACCGACUGGUGGAUGUCAGGAGGAGAUACCAAGUCCCUCCUGGCAAGGUCUCAGCGUUUCGCCCUGGGAUUUUGUGACCUGAGGGCCAGAGCGAACCAGCUCCUAGCCAACGCCUCGAGGUCGCCCGAGUCCCUUGCGCAGAUGUACGAGUUAGCCGGGGAUAUCCAGAAUUUGGAUCGCGAGAUUGCCGAUUGGCUUGCCUCGAUUCCGGCCGAGUUCCAAUUUUGGCCUGCGUGCUGGGUGCCAGAGGACGGUGACCUCACAAGAGGCACCAGCUUUGGCGAGAUUGAGGUGUUUCCGGGGCGCGUCGAUGUCUACCCGGACUUUGUCACCGCAAUGGCCUGGAACAUCGGACGAUCCUCGCGUCUCCUCCUCGCCUCGCUCCACAUCCGGGUUGCUGCGAGGAUCCACGCGCCGGCCGACUACCGCACCACACCGGAAUACGAGAUCGCGAAGCGGAUUUGCAAGGACAUCAUCCCGGAUAUCAUUGCUUCAGUACCCUACCAUCUUGGAUGGAACAUGAACGGCAAGAGGUUCCGGAGCCCUGGCCUUUCCGCCUUUGCCUGCGGCGAAGAGGGGCCUUGUAAGGCGUUGCCGGCCCUGUUUUUGAUAUGGUCCUUGACAUCCAUCAAGAAUCACGACUUCACGACAGAAGAACAGCGGAUGUGGGCAAAGGGUCGACUCAAGUAUAUCGCCGAAGUAGUCGGGCUGAAGUACGCCCACAUCGUUAACGACGCGAGUCCCUUCCUCGUUCCUCUGUAAGAUGGCGUUACGGGACUAAC